UGCUGCCUUCAACUCAGAACGACUCUGACUUCCCUUAGAGAGAAGUGACGAGGGCUGAGCAGACAAAGCAGCAGCCUACAGAAACUACGCUCUACCUUUUGCACGAAAAGAGAAGCCUUACCCCAACGAGAUCGACUUGAUCGGAAGAAAGACAAAGAGACAGCCGUUUGAGAAAAGACUACAGCUCUAGAGAGCCAGAGGAAGACUUUGCAAGCACCUGAAGGAGAGAUUUUUUUACACGCUGUUUUGAAACAGAACGAAGACAAGACGAUAGAGAAAAUGUUUUCCGGAAUGAGCCUGAGACUGAUUUUUGCACUCUGCUUCACUUUCUUCAGCUGGACGGCUGCUCAGGAGUGCCCCAGUCAGUGCCAGUGCCCUGACAUGGCCCCGCAAUGCCCCCCAGGUGACAGCUUAGUCCUGGAUGCCUGCGGGUGCUGCCGUGUAUGCGCUAAACAGCUUGGAGAGCUGUGCACUGAAAGAGAUGUGUGUGACCCUCACAAAGGCCUCUACUGUGACUAUGGAUCACCAAACAACCGACGCAUUGGAGUCUGCACUGCUCGAGAGGGUGCCCCCUGUGUGUUUGGAGGAAAUGUGUACCGCAGCGGUGAAUCAUUCCAGAGCAGCUGCAAGUACCAGUGUACAUGCCUGGAUGGCGCCGUGGGCUGCGUGCCACUCUGCGGCAUGGACGUGCGACUGCCCAGCCCAGAUUGCCCCAUGCCUCGCAGGGUCAAGGUACCAGGAAAAUGCUGUGAGGAAUGGGUUUGCGACUCCCCCCCCACCACCAACUCCUUCAUGGGCUCUUUUCUGCCAGCUUACAGAGAAGAGGAGACCUAUGGCCCAGAUCCUUCCAUCAUGCGUGAGAACUGCCUGGUUCAGACCACUGAAUGGAGUGCAUGCUCAAAGACGUGCGGUCUUGGCAUCUCCACACGUGUGACCAAUGACAACCGUGAGUGCCGUUUGGAGAAGCAGUCUCGCCUCUGCAUGGUCCGUCCCUGCGAAUCCCAUCUGGAAGAGAAAAUCAAGAAAGGAAAGAAGUGCAUCCGUACCCCUAGAGUAUCCAAGCCCAUGAAGUUCGAGGUUUCAGGCUGCACCACCACCAAGGCCUACCGACCCAAGUUCUGCGGAGUGUGUACCGAUGGCCGCUGCUGCACUCCUCACAGGACCACGACCCUGCCCGUCGAGUUCAAGUGCCCUGACGGCCAGGUCAUGAAGAAGCAAAUGAUGUUCAUCAAGACGUGUGCUUGCCACUACAACUGCCCAAGUGAAAAUGACAUCUUUGAGUCCCUGUAUUACAAGAAGAUGCUCGGUGACAUGGCAUGAGCGACAAGAGUGUGAGCAAAGAAAAUUCCGUCCACUUGAACCAGAUAUCCAUCUCGUAUCACAGAACUGUACUCGUCUUAUGUCUUAUGUCUUAGUUUUCUUAUUGUUGUUUUUUGUGUGCGUCUAUUUCUGUUAUGUAUCUGUAUUAUCAUAUCCAAUGUGUGUUGAUGGAUGUUAGGGGCUCUUUGGCCUCAAAGUGGGUGGGAAUGGAUAAAAACAACAAAACUGUCGUUAAAAAAACGACAAAACAUUACUGCACUAUAAAUUCAGCAACACAACUUGUUGCUGAUUAGCCUGAUUAUGGCAAUCCCCUCCCCCAAAUUGUGGUGGGCGGAUCCAAAGAGCGGUGAGAGGUGAGGAGGGCAGCAGACUUUAACCUCAGAACAGAAACUAGAACGCCUCACCCAAGUGAGAUAGAGAGAGAGAGAGAGAGAGUAUGAAUGUGCCCUUGUUUGUAGCUAACAGAGCUCUAGCCAAAUUUUUUGAGAUGUUAAGACCAGCAGAAGGUGGUUCCUGCAGCACUGAGUGUCAAACUUCGACUAACUGACUCAAAGAGAGUUGGUAUUUUGUCAAAAGAAAAAAAGAAAACGACUGGACGAUUUGCAGCUUCAUUCCUUUUUAAAAAAUAUUUUUUGAAUGCUGUAAAUAAUGUACAUAAUUUUUGUACAGGUUAAGUUAAUUUAAAUUUAAAACCUUUGUCAUUGUUAUUUGUCUUGCUUCACUUUGUGUGUAAUGAUAGCUUUUUUUUUUUUUUUUUCGCUGACGUGACUGUUCUUGUUACAGUUCUUGUAUUAUUUUAUUGAGAAGUGUGACCAAAAAGUUACAUGUUUUCAACUUUUUUGUAGUUUGGAAUAAAAUGUUAUAUUUUUAUAUAAA
Messenger RNA from Pangasianodon hypophthalmus (striped catfish), 2196 nucleotides. RefSeq names its product cellular communication network factor 2a (gene ccn2a). Lineage: Eukaryota; Metazoa; Chordata; Actinopteri; Siluriformes; Pangasiidae. The record is from RefSeq and is a predicted model, not a curated record. Gene Ontology annotation, cellular component: extracellular region; extracellular matrix. The transcript has 5 exons. Gene Ontology annotation, molecular function: heparin binding; integrin binding. Gene Ontology annotation, biological process: signal transduction; cell adhesion. Bases 280 to 1320 code for a protein of 346 amino acids.